Molecule: messenger RNA, 597 nt
Organism: Pieris macdunnoughi
Lineage: Eukaryota; Metazoa; Arthropoda; Insecta; Lepidoptera; Pieridae
Source: the annotation of a GenBank genome assembly
AUGGCAGCCAAAUUCCUGGGAGAACCUUCGAAAGUUAUCACCGGAAGUCAUGAUAGGACUUUGAAAAUAUGGGAUCUUAGGAGUAGGAUGUGUACAGAAACCAAAUUCGCGGGAUCAUCUUGCAAUGACCUCGUGACGUCAGACGGCGCAGGAUCGACCAUCAUUUCAGGACACUUCGACAAGCGGAUACGAUUUUGGGACAUACGAACAGAAAUGUCAGCCAAUCACAUUAUGCUUCAGGGCAAAGUCACCUCACUCGAUCUCAGUAGAGAUAGUAAUUAUUUAUUAGCGUGCGUGCGAGAUGACACAAUACAACUCAUAGACUUAAGAAUGAAUACUAUUGUGCGGUCCUUCAGCCACGAUUCCUUCAAAGUGGGUUGCGAUUGGUCGCGCGCCGCCUUCGGCCCGGGCGGGCGGCUUCUCGCGGUGGGCGCGGCGGACGGCGCCGCCUACGUAUGGAAUACACAUUCCGGAAAACUAGAAGCAGUACUCAAAGAUCACACAACUGCAGUGACAGCCGUGUCAUGGCACCCGCAGUCCGGUCUUCUCGCAUCUGUGGAUCGCGCGAAGCGGGCUGUCAUUUGGGGUGAUUUGUGA